CUCUCUCGCUCUCUCUCUCACACAUAAUCUUUCCGUCGGAUAGAGUCCAGUCGCUGAAAGAAAACAAAACCACAACCAAAAAUUAUUAAUUUAAAAACGCAAAAAAAAAAAUAAAAAAAAUUCACACCCAUUUAUAUCAAAGUUCAAAACACAAUAUCUCAGAGAAAAGUUCUGAUGCUCUACACAAUCUCUCGAUCUCAUUUCCAUUCGCCCACCUCUUUCUCUCUCCAAAAUGUUACAAUCGCCGCAAGAAUGAUUCGAGGAUGAUUUAAUACUUUUCUGAAGCGAAUUUGUGUUUUUUUUGGAAGUAAAAUGAUAUUGUUAGGUGAUGUAAUGUGAAAAUUAGGGUUUUUGUUAUUGAAUUGGAUUGGGAGAAUUGAUGGGGAAUAAAUUGGGGAGGAGGAGGCAAGUGGUGGAUGAGAAGUAUACGAGGCCACAAGGGUUGUAUCAGCACAAGGAUGUGGAUCAGAAGAAGCUUAGGAAGCUCAUACUCGACUCCAAGCUCGCUCCUUGCUAUCCUGGUGACGAAGAAUGUGGCUGUGAUCUUGAGGAAUGCCCUAUUUGUUUCUUGUAUUAUCCCAGUCUCAAUCGCUCGAGGUGUUGCACGAAAGGAAUUUGUACAGAGUGUUUUCUGCAGAUGAAAACCCCUAAUUCAACGCGUCCUACUCAAUGUCCCUUUUGUAAAACUUCAAAUUAUGCUGUGGAGUACCGGGGCGUGAAAACAAAGGAGGAAAAGGGCAUGGAGCAAAUUGAAGAACAACGAGUUAUAGAAGCAAAAAUAAGGAUGCGGCAACAGGAACUUCAGGAUGAAGAAGAGAGGAUGCAGAAACGACAAGAGAUAAGUUCAACAAGCAGAGCCAUUGGACCAAGCGACGUUGAGAAUAACUCAGUAGCAGUGCCUUCUUUUACUGCUACCGUGGAGGGUGAGGAUAUUGUUCCUUCUCAAGACUCAUGUACUGGUCUGACAGCCAGACAACCACUCCGCUCUCGGCAGAACAGGGACGAUGAAUUUGACCUUGAUCUUGAGGACAUAAUGGUUAUGGAAGCGAUAUGGCUGUCCAUUCAGGAGAAUGGCAGACCUGGAAAUCCAGUCUAUAGUGAUGCUGCUCCAUCAGAACAAUACAUAGCAGAAGAUCGCUGCAUUUCAGCAGCCAUUGCCCCGAUGGCAGAAUCAUCAUCAUCCCCUUCUGGUGGUCUUGCUUGUGCAAUUGCUGCCCUUGCCGAGCGUCAGCAAAUGGGUGGUGAAUCCUCCAAUAACUACACUGGAAACAUGUCUGCAUACCACAUGCUCCCUGAAAGUAGCAGAUUUUCCGGUAGGGAGGAGCAAGUGACCGGAAGUUAUACUCCUGCAGGGAGCUCCAUUGAAGUGCCACCUGAUAGCCGGCUGGCAAUGACCGGGGAUGAUGGACAAUGGGGGGUAGAUCACGGAUCUGAGGUAGCUGAAGUAGGAACCAGCGACGCAAGUUCUGAUACAGCAGAAGAGGGUUGUAGAAACAGUGCAUUCCCAUCCCAAGAUGAAAUGGAGGGCGGUUUUCAACCCGUUGCAGGCCCUAUUGUUCCAGAGAGUUUUGAGGAGCAGAUGAUGCUAGCCAUGGCUGUUUCGCUAGCUGAGGCUCGAGGUAGGACAACUACACCAGGAGUUGCUUGGCAUUAGUCCAAGUGUAACCCAGAAAAUGGUAGCCAUAAGCCAUGACUUUUUCGCAGCUGAUGCUCCUGCUUGGACAAGUCCACCAGGACUUGCAUGGCUUCAGUUCAUCAAUGCUCUCUCUCUUAUAGAUAUGUAAACAGAAGCAGAAAGAUGAUUCUAGUUAAUGGAAGUGUUGGUUGUGCCAUUCCCAUGAUGUAAAAAUACCAGAUGAACAAAGCAAAAUAGUAGGAACGUUACCUGCAACUUUGAAGGCGAAUUGUCUGGAUAUACACGCUAUGCUUAAUUGAUUGUAUGGAGGCAACCAAUCUUUAAGAAAGGUUUCCAUGAGUAUUAC
This is a messenger RNA of Ilex paraguariensis (yerba mate), 1982 nucleotides long. The record is from the annotation of a GenBank genome assembly. Lineage: Eukaryota; Viridiplantae; Streptophyta; Magnoliopsida; Aquifoliales; Aquifoliaceae.